Molecule: messenger RNA, 976 nt
Organism: Dermatophagoides pteronyssinus (European house dust mite)
Lineage: Eukaryota; Metazoa; Arthropoda; Arachnida; Sarcoptiformes; Pyroglyphidae
Source: RefSeq, a predicted model, not a curated record
AACAUGCCAAACAAUUGCAACAACUUUAUUCGUGUCUUAAAUUUUUCAAUUGAUUUUAUCGAAAAAACAAUGAAUAAAUGAAAUUUUCAGCGGAAAAGGUGAUGUCACAAUCUUCUAAAAGUGGCAAUCAGGCCACAUCAUUCGCAUCUUUAUCAGAUAUAUUGGCAAAUUCAUCAUCAACUAAACGUACAACACGGAGUAGUAUUCGGGCAUCUGCGGCGGCUGCUUCUGCUUCUGGUACAUCCUUAUUACCGACACUCGAAGAUUUGAAACAAAAACUUGAAGGAAGCCAUGAUGAUACUUGUACAAAAUUGAAUCUUUCUCGUGCAUUCGGGGGUCUACCAUCGUCAUUUCGUUUUGAAUCGACGAAUUUGAAUAAUCACGAUGAACAAUCAUCAUUACUGGAAUCGACAUCCAAUAAUCAUCAAGAAUUGAAUAAUAUCAAUAAUAAUUUAAAUGUUGGACGACAAAAACGGCAACAGUUUAAACGUGAACAACGAGGGUCUCAAAAUGUUAUCAAAACAGAAACUAGCAUUGGCGCAAAUGUUUACGAUGAUACACAACGUGAAAUCGCUCAUAUAAUCAAGAAGAUUGAAUUGAAUAAACAUCUUAAUUUUAAGGAUAAUGAUUCAGAUGAUAAAGAUCAAAUUAAACUACUGCCUGAAUUCAAUCUCAUACAAUUACCGGCUGAUUUCAAUCUUGAACAUGGCCAGAUAAACGUUUAUCAAUCGGGAAUCAUUGAAAUCAUAAGCGGUGAUCAACCGCCAGUUAAAUUUCGAAUGCGUCGUGCUGCGAAACGAAUCGAUGAAUCAUUAACAACGGAUUUAAUUUUAACUACGGAAAAUCAAGCCAUUAUUGAACGAAUGAAUGUUUGUGUGCCGGAAACGGUCCCAAAUAAAUCACCAAAUUCUUGAUGGCAAUUUUUGUUUUUGUUUUUUUCAUUUGGAUCCAUUGUCUAUGAACGGUACUCACGUGU